AUGACGCUACCGACUGGAAGAUAUAUCAUACGCAAUGCCUAUUUCAGUACACUGGUCACUUUGAGGAGCGCGGAUGUGGACGCUCGCUUGAUGUGCACUGCUCACGGAGAUGAUGAAGGCCGCAUCGUGAGUUGGCUAAAGCUAAGCUUCAUGGUGUGGUUGCUGAGUACAUGCAUCGCUAAGUGGGACAUCGAGCUCUUAGACAAUAAGAGGCACCAUUUGGGCGGCGCUGCUGAACAAGUCGUUGCUGCAGAACACGAGCACCAAUGGAUCAUUCAGAAAGAAGCCGCAGAGCGGCAAUACACCAUCUCCCCCACAGAUCAGGAUACAUUCUGGGGAUUUUCCAGCGAGGAAGAAGGCACUCCUGCUGCUCUCAUACAGUCCAAGGUUACUCUUACAAGCCCUUAUACGGAUGAGCGAAACCAGUGGGUGCUCGAGUCCGCAUGA
Messenger RNA from Laetiporus sulphureus 93-53, 447 nucleotides. RefSeq lists its product as uncharacterized. Lineage: Eukaryota; Fungi; Basidiomycota; Agaricomycetes; Polyporales; Laetiporaceae. The transcript has 4 exons. The coding region runs from base 1 to 447 and encodes 148 amino acids. The record is from RefSeq and is a predicted model, not a curated record.